Nannospalax galili (Upper Galilee mountains blind mole rat) is the source of this 954-nucleotide messenger RNA. Its product is annotated as E3 ubiquitin-protein ligase TRIM31-like. Lineage: Eukaryota; Metazoa; Chordata; Mammalia; Rodentia; Spalacidae. The record is from RefSeq and is a predicted model, not a curated record. The transcript is spliced from 2 exons. Gene Ontology annotation, molecular function: protein binding. Bases 45 to 566 code for a protein of 173 amino acids.
AGGAAGAUGAAAACAGACCCCUGGACAGCAGGAAGGAAGAGGACAUGGAGAAUGCCCCUGUGACCCUGAACGUGGCCUCGGCUGACCCAGACCUCACCCUGUCCCAGGAUCUAAAGAAAGUGUCUUUGAAUUUUGUCAGUGGAAGCGCUGGGAAUAAGCAGUCAAAACCCAGACCCUUCUACCCUUACCACUGUGUGUGGGGCUCCCAGGGCCUCUCCUCUGGCCGCCACGUCUGGGAGGUGGAAAUCCAGGGGACCAAGGACCCGGUGUUUGUGGUGGGCGUGGCCACGGAGUUGGCUCCUGGGCUGCAUGGUCAGGACCAACUCUGGGCUCUGAGGAUCUUUGCCUCCAGAUGCGAGCCUAUCACCAGCAGCCGUGUCCGGGAGAAUCUCCCCAUCCUUCUGAGCAAAGUGGGCAUCUACCUGGACCGUGACAGUGGGGAGGUCGUCUUCUUUGACCCCGACAAAAACGAGCACAUCUACACCUUCCAGGCCUCUUUCAUAGGGGAGGUCUUUCCUUUUUUUGGACUCCUAAAUCUUGGGAGCCAUAUCACCCUGAUCCCCUAGAACUGGUCCCUCCUGGCUCCCUCCCUCCCUUCCCUGCAGGUCCCUCACAUUGGGAUGCACUGCGGCUGGUAGGGCUGAAGCCUGGUCCAGGCUAACACCUGAUACAGGCCGGAGGGUUCUUCUGUACCAGAGUGGAGAAGGACUAGAUUUCUCCAAAGGCUAAACACAGGGUUAUUCAACUCCACACUUUGUAACAGGACAAGAGUGGAAGCGGCUCAGACCUCAUCAACAACCAUAGGAGAAAGUAUCCAGCUGGGUCCUGUUGAGACACAGGUGCAGAAGGCUGCCCUCUGCAACUUUCAAGAGUUAAUUCUCAGGGGUGGAGCCAUGGCUCUGAGGUUAAGAGCACUGGCUGCUGUUGAAGAGGAUCUGGGUUUGAUUCCCAGCA